Colletotrichum costaricense is the source of this 669-nucleotide messenger RNA. RefSeq lists its product as uncharacterized. The record is from RefSeq and is a predicted model, not a curated record. The transcript has a single exon. Bases 1 to 669 code for a protein of 222 amino acids. NCBI's taxonomy places the organism in Eukaryota, Fungi, Ascomycota, Sordariomycetes, Glomerellales, Glomerellaceae.
AUGCAGAAAAGGCUCCACCCCCACCAUCCGGACAUGCGACACCUUCGGCCUCGUGUGCCAAGCAUUUCUUCGUCUUGUAUGCCACUCUCGUAUAGCCCCAAGCACGCUUCUCGUCCGGAGGGCGCGGCAUGCGGAUCUCUUUACAUCCCAGCAAUGAUGUAUGCGUGGAAUACUAAUUCCAGAUUCAAAGACUCACGAAGCAGCACCAUCGUCAAUAGCUAUUGGCAACAUGGCGCAAUAUUUCAAUCGACUUUCAAAGAUCGUCGAUCCUACCAAAGGCAAGAACAAAAUGAUUGCCAUAGUUCACAUAAUCCCUACACAGCAGUUCGGAGAUUGGAUAAAGCGACCAUGACAACUGCUGUUGGUGUUAUUUCGAUAUCUUGCUCAUUACAUGUGUUCUUAGUUGCCGCAUUUCCUGGUGCUGACAGUUCCGUUGAUGCGGCCGUCUAUCAAGACAUGGCAGCUGUGUUGUUUUUUUGGCAGAUGAUGCCGACAGGCCUGCGGGCUCACGUUGGAGAUCGGAUCGUACCGGAAUCAGAAUGCCUGAUCCAAGCUAAGGCGGAGUCGGGCAGCUUACAAACCACGUGUCUCAUGAAGUCGCAGCUCGUCACUGGCUCACAUCACCCUUCCCCGUUGGGCCGGCUGUUGGAGACAAUGCUCAUACGCUAG